Messenger RNA from Adineta ricciae, 672 nucleotides. Lineage: Eukaryota; Metazoa; Rotifera; Eurotatoria; Adinetida; Adinetidae. The record is from the annotation of a GenBank genome assembly.
AUGACAGAUUUAUUGUUUACUCAUGACGAAAUGAAACUUGAAUCAUUACAUUUACUAUGGUUAGAUCAUCCUAAUGAACAAUCAAGAACAAUUAUCAAACUUCGACAAAAUCUGUCUGAAACAGUUCAUUAUAUACAUGAUUUCUCUUCCGAAAAAGAAUGUUUUGAUUACAUUACAACGAAUGUUAUCACAACUUUCGUAGUCUGUUCAGAAAAAUUUACUGAAUUUUUAUCAUCGUUUCAAGUUUAUGACUUCAAUCAUGUUCAUUCAAUUUAUAUUUAUUCGACUUCCAAUAAAAAUAGUCAAGAUAAUUUGCAAAAAUUACAAAAUCGAUAUUGUAAAAUCAAAGGUCUUUACACCAAUAUCACGAAUUUAAUAGAAGAUUUACAUACUGUUGUUGAAUCUUUCACCAUCUGUCAAAUUUUCAAUCCUAAGAAUUCUGAAUCACAAAAUACAACAGAUGAUUUUGGAUCUUGGUGGGUGGGAUAUCUUGAUAUUUUAUGUCAUUUAGAAUAUCCGGAUGGUUAUUUAAAACGAUUAGUACAUACACUAAAAGUUUAUUAUCAAACAAAGAANAGUACGAUUAUUGUUUCGAAACAAAAUUACAGUAGUAGUGAACAAAGUCUUUGGUGUGCCUAUCUCCAAACUGGAAGGUCAGUAGCAUUUCUUUGA